AUGGGUUCAGAUCUUACCAUGGCAGCUUGCAGAAUUGUCAUGCUCGUGCCCAGUGCCCCUGGUUUGAGCCGGGCUGCCUUGCCGUUCGGUCUGAUGCGCCGGGAGCUGGCAUGCGAAGGGUACCCCAUCGAGCUGCGGUGCCCGGGGAGUGACGUCAUAAUGAUCGAGAGCGCCAACUACGGGCGAACCGACAGCAAGAUCUGCGAUGCCGACAUCUUCCAGAUGGAGAACGUCGAGUGUUACCUUCCCGACACGUUCAAGAUCAUGUCACAAAGGUGUAACAAUCGCACGCAGUGUGUGGUGGUCGCAGGAUCGGAUGUCUUCCCUGACCCUUGCCCAGGGACCUACAAAUACCUGGAGAUCCAGUAUGAGUGCGUCCCCUACAAAGUGGAACAAAAAGUAUUCGUCUGCCCUGGGACGUUGCGAAAGGUCUUCGAGCCGACUAAUGUCUUCGAGUCGGAGCAUGAGGCUGGCGCAUGGUGCAAGGAUCCGCUUCAAGCCGGCGACCGCAUUUACUACAUGCCGUGGAUCCCGUACCGCACCGAUACACUGACAGAAUACGGUUCAUGGGGGGACUAUACCGCCGGCCGGCCCACCACCUCUUACCGCCUGCCCCACCGCGUGGACGGCACCGGCUUCGUGGUGUACGACGGCGCCGUCUUCUACAACAAGGAGAGGACUCGUAACGUGGUGAAGUUCGACCUGCGGACCCGCAUCAAGAGCGGCGAGGCCAUCAUCGGUGGCGCCAACUACCAUGACACCUCGCCCUACCGCUGGGGGGGCAAGACCGACAUCGACCUGGCUGUCGACGAGAACGGGCUGUGGGCCAUCUACGCCACCGAGCAGAACAACGGCAAGCUGGUGGUGAGCCAGCUCAACCCCUACACCCUGCGCUUCGAGGGCACCUGGGAGACGGUGUACGACAAGCGCUCGGCCUCCAACGCCUUCAUGGUCUGUGGCGUCCUCUACGCCGUGCGCUCCGUCUCCAAGGAGGACGACAGCGAGGUCAUUGGCAACACCAUUGAUUUUGCCUUCAACACCAACCUGAACCGAGAGGAGCCCGUGUCCAUCGCCUUCCCCAAUCCAUACCAGUAUGUCUCGUCUGUAGACUACAACCCCCGGGACAAUCAGCUCUACGUCUGGAACAACCAUUUUGUGCUGAGGUACUCGCUAGAGUUUGGACCCCCCGACCCCACCACAGCACAAGUCACAGUGGCUGCCACAAGCAACACGGCCGCAGCAAAGCCAACCUUGGUAACCACGACAACCACUACCAGGAAAGCUCCCCUCACCACCAUCGCCGUGGGCGCAAUUAACCAGCUGGUACCGGAUCAGCGGCCCGUCACUCCCAAUAUACCCAACACCAGGCGGACACCUCUAUCCAACCAACUGCCGUCACCACAGAGAUACUGUGAGCCGACAGAGGCCCGGGGCAUAAAAUGGCCGUCGACACAGCAGGGUGUACUGGUGGAGCGACCAUGUCCCAAAGGAACAAAAGGUAUCGCCUCCUACCUCUGCCUGGUUUCACUCGGACUCUGGAGCCCAAGAGGACCAGAUCUCAGCAACUGCACCUCGCCCUGGGUAAACCAAGUGGCACAAAAGAUAAAGAGUGGAGAGAAUGCAGCUAAUAUUGCGAACGAGCUGUCUCACCACACCAGAGGCCCCAUUUAUGCUGGUGAUGUUAGCUCCUCUGUCAAACUAAUGGAGCAAUUACUGGAUAUCCUCGAUGCCCAGCUGCAGGCUCUGAGACCCAGCGACAAGGAGUCAGCAGGACGGAGUUACAACAAGAUUCAAAAACGGGAGAGGACCUGCAGAGCAUACAUAGAGGCUGUGGUACAGACUGUGGACAACCUGCUGAGACCAGAAGCUCUGGAAUCCUGGAAAGAUAUGAACACCACGGAGCAGGUUCAUACGGCAACCAUGUUACUGGACAUCUUGGAGGAGGGGGCCUUUCUGCUGGCAGAUAACCUCAAGGUGCCAGCUAGAGUCAACACCACCACGCAGAAUGUCGUGUUUGAAGUCUGUGUGCUCAAUACUGAAGAGCAGGUAAAGGAGCUGACAUUUCCAAAUGGCUAUCUGGCAGAAAGCUUUAUCCAGAUCUCCCCGAAUACCAUCAAACAGAACAGCCGCAAUGGGGUUGUGAAGGUGGUGUUAAUCCUGUACAACAACCUGGGCCAGUUUCUGUCGACGGAGAAUGCCACGGUGAGGAUGGGUGCAGACAUCAGUAGCCAGAGCACCUCCAUCGUCGUCAACUCUCAGAUCAUUGCCGCUUCCAUCAACAAGGAGUCAAGCCGGGUCUUCCUCACCGAGCCGGUGAUCUUCACCCUGCAGCACCUCGAUUCAAAAAAUCAUUUCAAUGCAAACUGCUCCUUCUGGAAUUACUCGGAGAGAACCAUGAUGGGAUUUUGGUCCACACAAGGCUGUCGACUGAUUGAAAGCAACAGAACUCACACCGCCUGUGCGUGCAGCCACCUCACCAAUUUUGCAGUGCUCAUGGCUCACAAGGAAAUUCUGUAUGAAGAUCGCAUGCACAGGCUGCUGCUGUCCGUUAUCACCUGGGUGGGCAUCGUCAUCUCACUGGUCUGCCUCACCAUCUGUAUCUCCACGUUUUGCUUCCUUCGUGGGAUUCAAACAGACCGCAACACCAUUCAUAAGAACCUCUGCAUCAACCUCUUCAUUGCAGAACUCAUCUUCCUGAUUGGCAUCAACAAAACCCAAUACCAGAUCGUGUGCCCAAUAAUCGCUGGUUUCCUUCACUUCUUCUUCCUGGCAGCCUUCUCCUGGAUGUGUCUGGAAGGUGUCCAUCUCUACCUCAUGCUGGUCGAAGUCUUCGAGAGCGAGUACUCCAGGAAGAAGUACUAUUACCUCUGCGGUUACUGCUUCCCUGCGCUGGUGGUUGGGAUCUCCGCUGCAGUGGAUUACAGGAGCUACGGAACUGAGAAGGCAUGCUGGCUUCGAGUGGACAACUACUUUAUCUGGAGUUUCAUUGGACCCGUGUCCUUUGUUAUUAUGGUGAACCUGGUGUUUCUGAUGAUCACCCUGCACAAGAUGGUACGAAGCAACAGCUCCCUGAAGCCAGACUCCAGCCGGCUGGAGAACAUCAACAAUUACCCCAUAUGUGAUGGCUACUAUAGUAUGGAUUUGCCAGGAUAUGAGGACAACAAACCAUUUCUCAAGUCCUGGGCUUUGGGUGCCAUCGCUCUCCUUUUCCUGCUGGGUCUCACCUGGGCCUUUGGCCUGAUGUUUAUCAAUGAGGAGUCCAUGGUGAUGGCCUAUCUCUUCACAACAUUCAACGCCUUCCAGGGAAUGUUCAUCUUCAUUUUUCACUGCGCUCUCCAGAAGAAAGUGCACAAGGAGUACAGUAAGUGCCUGCGGCACGCUCACUGCUGCAGCCGCCCCACUGCCGGCGUCUCCCACGGCAACCUGAAGACGUCCACCAUCCGGAACAGCAGCCGGUACUACACUGGUACUCAGAGCCGGAUCCGGAGGAUGUGGAACGACACUGUUCGGAAGCAGUCGGAAUCUUCCUUCAUGGCCGGAGACAUCAACAGCACUCCGACCCUAAACCGAGGAACUAUUGGCAAUCACCUGCUGACCAAUCCUGUUCUGCAGCCUCGUUCUGGUGCCAGCCCCUACAAUACGCUAUUGGCCGAAUCCGUUGGCUACAGUGCUCCCUCACCCACUGUCUUCAGCUCACCAGGAACCUACAGAGAGACAAAGCACCCAGUGAACAUCACCAGGGACCCGUGUGCGGUGGACACGCUGCCUCUCAACGGCAACUUCAACAACAGCUACUCCUUCCGAAACGCCGAUUUCACUGCCGACAGCACCCCUCUCGCUGACUGCCGCCGUAACCUCAGCGAUGCCGCCUUCGAGAAGAUGAUCAUCUCCGAGCUCGUCCACAACAACCUGCGACCGGGCAGCAAGACUCUCCCUGGCGAGCAGGGGGCACCGGUCAGCGGGGGCGGCGGAGGAGGUGGAGGAGGAGGUAGUGGUGGUGGUGGUGGGGCCACCAGCAGCGAAGACGAUGCCAUCGUCCCCGACGCCCCCUCGCUGACCCAGGAGGACAACAUUGAGAUCGAGCUGAUGUACAAGGCCCUGGAGGAGCCGCUGCUCCUGCAGCGGGCCCAGUCACUGCUCUACCAGAGCGACCCAGAACUGGAGGAGUCCGAGAGCUACACCGCCGAAAUCACGGACGGGCUGGACGGGCAGCUGCAGUCCCCGAACAGAGACUCCCUCUACACCAGCAUGACCAACCUUAGAGACUCCUCCUACCCUGACAGCAGCCCAGAGGCGAUCGGGGAGACCGCGACCCGUUCCCAGGGCAACGACGAGAUCUACUACAGCUCCAGGCCCAACCUCGUGUUCAGGAGCCAACUCCAGGCCUACUACCAGUCCAGGAGAGGUAGCAACGACGGCUAUGUGGUGUCAGUCAAUGUGGAUGACUCUGUUGCAGAAAGUGACGGACAAAUGCAACUGGUAACUAGUCUCUGAAACGA
Messenger RNA from Carcharodon carcharias (great white shark), 4499 nucleotides. Its product is annotated as adhesion G protein-coupled receptor L1-like. The record is from RefSeq and is a predicted model, not a curated record. Gene Ontology annotation, biological process: heterophilic cell-cell adhesion; adenylate cyclase-activating G protein-coupled receptor signaling pathway; cell surface receptor signaling pathway. Gene Ontology annotation, molecular function: G protein-coupled receptor activity; latrotoxin receptor activity; carbohydrate binding. The coding region runs from base 1 to 4494 and encodes 1497 amino acids. Gene Ontology annotation, cellular component: presynaptic membrane; postsynaptic density; axon. The transcript is spliced from 26 exons. NCBI's taxonomy places the organism in Eukaryota, Metazoa, Chordata, Chondrichthyes, Lamniformes, Lamnidae.